UCUCGCAAGGCACGCGCAGAAGAAGAAAACGUCUGAUCGUGCAGUCACCAGGGCUUUUCAGCUGCUCCUGCAUUUCUUUCGCUAUUUUCCGGAGUUCAACAGCCUUAUGUCGUCGUCAAUGAAGAAGAGUACCGAGGGCAGCCAGCUGAGCAACCCCGCUGUCGCUGCUCGCCCACGACAGGAGGACAACCUGCCCACCACAGCUGCCAACACCACGGCCAUUACGCGCCACACGGCAAGGUCCAAGAGCACAUCUCCAAAGAAAAUUGGCGCCACCACUAGCCGCAAGAUAAGACGCCACCAUCGCAAGCACAACAAAUCCCAGCCCGCAUCGUCGCAGGGCUCAAUUUCGUGCCCUUCCGUGAUGCCAGCCUCAGUGACCAACGUGGCGACGUGCCAGGUGACGACCCCAGUCAUCGUGCAUGAGGAGGCCCAGACAGCGGGCCAACCAGACGUACCACCCUGCACUGUGGAAGGUAAAGGAGCGUCUGCCCCCGAGAUUCAACGAAAGCCGGUUGAAGUGGGACCAGCGCCAACGACGAGCUCCAAGGCGCUGACAGACUAUGCGUUGACUGCUGCUCCAGGGCAGCCACGACCACAGAAGCAGGCGCAUUCCCAAGUCGCCGAUGUCUACGAGGCACUUGGGACGCUGGCUCUUUCUCCGCAGAAGAAAUCCCCACGGCACGGUUCGCUGUAUCCCUUCCCCAAGUUGCGGAACGUUCGCGCUGAUCCAUCAUCUUCCGAGAAUCGGCCUGCCCGUGCGGCUGCUCUCAGAAACUCGAGAUGGCCGUUCGACACGAAAGUGGUGGUGGUGAUCGUAGUGCUGAUCAUGAUCAUUCUGGCCUCCACCAUCUUUGUGUACAAGACGCCUAAGCACCAACGUCAGAGCAGCUGUCCAACCGCCGACUGCGAGCACCAUCGGAAUCACAUAGAGGACCAGCUCGACAAAGAUGUCAACCCUUGCGACGACUUCUCUGCUCAUGUGUGUGGACGCUGGAGGCCCCGAGAGGGGUUCCUGCUGUCACGCUCGCAGCUUUCUGAUAUGUUCCUGUCGUGGUUGUACAAACUUCCUGUGACACUGGAGAAAGGUGUUAUUCACUUCCCCGUGGGCAAGAAAGUCACUGCUAUGUUCAACAGCUGCAUACGGCAGACGGGAUCACACGUUCCCAUCAUGAAGGACUUCAUGCACGCACACGGCAUUUUUUGGCCCGAAGAACCAGACAAACCAGUCGUUCCGGCGAAGACCCUCUUCGACCUUUCUUUUAACUGGAACGCGCAUCUCUGGUUCAGUGUGAAAAUACUUCCCACCAUUCCAAAUAAAACGCCAAGACGUAUCUUCUUUGAGCCCAACGAGAUUAUGCUGCUCUGGAAAGAUGUAAUUAAGCAGAUACCGGAGGCGCACUUCCAUGAUGUCUUCAACGGUCUUUACAAAAUAUUUUCCCAGAAAACGAAUGACACUCCCGAAGUCGAGAAAAUUUCACAGACAUACAAAAUGCUUGUAGACGUCUUUGACACCUUGGUACCGUCGUGCCCUUGCAAAGCACGCAUUCCGAAACUGUUCGCCUUGAGAGACAUUGACUCCAUUUCUCCGUUUCCCCUUGGCAAUCAAUUGGUGAACAUGCUCAAUGCUGUGAUGGGAAUCGAUCCGCCAAUCACAAUGGAUGACCUAGUUCUUGUGAGCGACCUGUCUCACUUUACAAAUACAUUGAACCUAAUCAAGAAAGUCGACGCCAAGGCUCUGCUGCGCCACCUGUCGUGGCUGUUUGCCCAGGCUUAUGCCCCAGUGGCCGAUCCCACGGCCGCUCUGCUCGUCUUCUACGGCAGUGAGCAUCGUGGAAAAAACGAGCGGCCCCGUUUCUGUGCUGGUCAGGUUGAGCCGAGCUACAAGCUCCUUGUCGCCGCUAUGGCCACCGUAGUCCACUUCUCAAAAAACGAGCGGCGGCACAUGAACGAGCACCUGGACGCUAUCGUGCAGGUUGCCGUGGAGAAAACGGGGCGUUCGUGGCUCGACAACGCAACCAAACAUGUUGCCGUAGAAAAGCUGAAGAAUGUCCACACCGUCGUGUGGCCUUCCGACCGUUUUCUGACCCCGGAGGCACUCGAGGAAGUGUACAAAAACUUCACUAACCAUGCCCCAUCGUUUACAAAGUUCUGGAUCGAGACGCGUCGCAGCCAACGCCUGCUGUUCGGCUCCGAGGCGGCCGCAGAGGAACUGCUCCUGGGUGACAACACUCACCUGCCGUACGUGGAUUACGUACACCACCUCAACCGACUGUCCCUUUCCCUCGGAGCACUAGCACCGCCUCUCUACUAUGCGGAGGGCACCAAGGCCAUGUUGUACGGCGGCGUCUUGUAUCUGUACGCUAAGGCGCUCUUGAGUGCCAUUGACGAUGUGGGAAUUAAGAUCAAUGCACGAGGCGAGUUCGUGCAGACUUGGUUGAGCGACGACGUUAAGGACACCUACCAUCAGCGCACACAAGGCUGCCUGCCCGGGAACGUCAGCAUCUUCCCCGAGGUUCCGGCGAUGGAAGUGGCUUACGAAGCUUUCAGGCGAAACGUCGGAGAAAACGGCACACAACUAUCAGAGGAUUUGACAGAAGAGAAAGUGUUUUUCAUCACCGCCUGUCUUGCCACCUGCGCUUUGACUCCCGCUGACAACGUCUACGGCGGCGACUGCAACAAGGCGGUGAUGAACUUCGCACCAUUCGCCAGAGCCUUCGGUUGUCCCCUGGGCUCUAAGAUGAACCCGGCGACCAAGUGCUCUUUCUACGACUGAUUUUAUCACCUUCUCAUUCACGGCCUCUAUUUUGUGCGUCGGCUGUUGCGCCAGUACUGUGGAGUCUUCUUUUUUUUGUGUGUAUGCCUAUGCUACGUAGCACAGAAGCACACAAGGCGCUUGACAGUGUAGCUUCUGGGAACGUCGCUUUACAGUGGUCCAACGCUUUCUUGGCAACUGCUUGAUUUACGUACUGUUUCCCGUGCCUAAGUUCUUGCUAGAGCCAUCGUUCAUCGUUGCGUUUUGGCUCCCUGUCUUUUAAGUGCUUGAGCUUUUCGACAUCUUGUGCAAUGAGUGCGAACUGUAGUUCAAACGUUGGUGAUGUUCACUGAUCAAUUGAUUCAUCUCUUCUCAAUCCGCUUUUGUAGGUGACUAUUCAGGGUGUAGGUAGACUGCAGAGUUUUAUUUUUAUUUUUCCCAGAAGUGGAUUCGUAUCUGCCUUUUGUGAAAUGCAUUUUAAACUUCUUUUAUAUAAUUAGCUUAAAAAUUUGCUUGCGAAUUGUACAUAACUUAUUUUCGCUCGUUGUGUUUUCAGGAACGCUACGGUAUUUAACUUUACAGCAAUCUUUUUCGGACUUAUUGGUACUACAUUUCGCCCCUCCGCCUUCUUUCUUUAACGUAAGUUUCUGUUGAAACUGUUCUGAUGGUUGAGUUUUAGAAAGGAACUUUUAAUAUGUUUUUGAAGGACUAAGGCAGCCUGUGUUCAAAAGAAACGGUUUUCUGGUGCGACGUAGCUGCAGUACACCACAAUGAGAUCUUCAAACCGAGGAAGAUAACGACAAACCUUGCUUUGUGGACUUGUCAUACGAGUGCUGCCACUUUAGAAAUCGUGUUCGAGACCUGAAGUAGUGGUUAUAACGGCACAAUUUUCGUAAAAAAUGAACUGAAGCGCUGGCAUUCUUACUUAGCCAGGAAUACUUACAAAGUGCACGACGAAUUGCUUACAUUUCUACACCCAUACGUACCCAUUCUUUGACGUAGGUACAUGACAAUAUUAUGUAGCAACGAUCUAUACGGCCACGACAUGACAGUUUCCAAGUAUGAAAGCUUCCGCCGUGAACCUGGGAACCUCCAUAACACUGAUCGUUAAGCGAGUUUUAGCUGUUGACCGAAAGUGACAUAUUUCUAAAAGCCUCACAAAAACAUUGAGCGCACACAUUUUUUUUUGGUACUGUUCACGCUAGUUUGUCAAGCUGCUGAAUAGGCUCGCUAUUUUCUUAUUGUGAAAGUAUUAGCAUGAGCACAGGUGGAGUUUAACUGCACAAAACAAAUUACAUGAAAUUAUGCCAUUGCAUUGCUUCAUUGGACCGCUGCAAGUGUCACGAGUGCAACGGCGUGCUGAUUGCAGUGUGCAUUUCGAUAGCGAUAAAAUAUUCUCCGUUUUUAUGAUAGUUAAAGGGUGCGCUUUAGCUCUGUGUUUAUGCUAGCGUUUGCGCCGACUUGAUUUGUUGGAGUUAUUACAAUACACAUGAACGAGUAUAUCAUCUUUGGAUAAGGCCAUUAGUACAGCAACUGCUAUAGCAACCGUUUACUACAUUUUUGUUUACUUGAUGGAAGGGCCACUGGAAGUGAUCAGUCAUCAAGGUAAAAGCCUGAUAUGCACUUGUUACAAAU
Dermacentor albipictus is the source of this 4390-nucleotide messenger RNA. RefSeq names its product endothelin-converting enzyme 2-like. Gene Ontology annotation, molecular function: metalloendopeptidase activity. NCBI's taxonomy places the organism in Eukaryota, Metazoa, Arthropoda, Arachnida, Ixodida, Ixodidae. Gene Ontology annotation, biological process: protein processing. The record is from RefSeq and is a predicted model, not a curated record. Gene Ontology annotation, cellular component: plasma membrane.